ACCACAGCUGGAAGGAGCAAGUCUGGACACCGAGUUGUUUGGAGUUAAGAAAGUAUCUUCUAGGGAGUCUGCAAUAACUGUGAAAGAGGUCAUCGGUGAUGAGGUCAUCCUGAAUGCAGGCUGUAUUCAGAACCUAGAACCUGGAGUUUAUGAUGUCUUUGAGCCAACGGUCAACGAGGCUGGUGUUGGUCUUGGCGAGAAGUCUCCCGAUUGGCUUGGUAGUAUAAACGUUUCCGAGGGAGGUAUCGGACGACUAGAGACUUCUAGUUUGAUCAAGGAUCGCAACCCUGACAAAGAUAAAAAGAUCAGCCYUGGGUGCGUAGCCCACUUAAAGAUCCCUUGCAAUAUCAAAACCAACGCGUGGGUGAAAAUACCCCAAGACUCAGUUCCUCAGGGAAACAUCCAAGACCUUCUAGAUCACAUAAAGAAAACCAAAAUUCUAAAUGUUUCUACACAACGAUUAGAAGAUGAAGACUUGAUAACCAUUGGAAUUGAAUCCUUGCUUCCUAGUCAAAAGCCAAUYAAGGUUUGGGUGGCACGUCGAAGAGGUCACAUCAUUGUCCCACCGUUAGACCUGGGCCAAGAAGCAACUAUGGCAGAGAACUUAAAUCGUUAUUUGAGAUACCAGUUCGCUCUGGCUUCUGCACAAUCGCCUGAAAACGAUGACGAAUUGCUAGAAGAUGUUAGCGUCAAAGUCGCGAAAAUAGAGAAAGUUAAGCCUAUUUCGGCCGCGUCCAGAGGAAGGAUAAUCCAGGAAGGACUUGAGAGUGGAAAAGAUCUUUAUGAAGAUGCUUUCCAAUAUCCUGUUCUACUGUCGCAUUCUCUCAUCGAUCCAAAGUCGAAUAAACUAAAAGACGAGACAGGUGACGCUUUCGUGUACCAAGUUACCAAUCAUAACGAGGAAGAUAAUGUUAACAUUUGUGUGCUGUUUUAUCAGUUUGACGGAGCCAUCAAGACAAUCUAUCCCCCCAAAGAGGGACAAACAGCAAAAUUGAGAGGAGGGAACACAAUACAAGAUAUCUUUCGAGUAUUUAUUCCCUACAAUUCUCUUCGUAAGAUGGCUCAACCAGAUCCCACAGAGCCCGAGCCUGAUAGAGGCGUCGAUACAAUUGUUGUUUACGCUUUUUCCAAACCUGCUACUUUGGAGACGCUUCUGCAGASCCCCAUAGAUCUUAGUCUCAUACCAAGAGGAAGCGAUAAGGCCGAACCUUUGAGUGAUUUAUCAGCGUUUUCAGUCCCGUUAAGGAAGAGAUGUUUGGAAGACCAUGACAAUAAGGAUUUGAAGUGGGUUGUCGAGAAAAGAGAGUUCGCAGUUGUAAAAAAUACCUCUGAAUGACAAGAACAUAAUAUAACUACGAUAUGUACGAAAGGCGUAGAUUUGGAAGUCGCAAUUUAGCCAAAACUAGACCAUUACGCUACCAUUACCCUUUCGUUUAACUAUUAGAAUAAAGUCAUACUCACUGGACCAAUCAGCUCUCAGUAUUUUAGUGCUCUAUUACUCUCAUAGAGAUUCUUAGGUGGUAAGCGAUGGGGCCUUGAAGGCCAGGGAAAAUACAGGGUUAACGUCGUUUUCGCAUGACUGUGUUGUUAUUGAAGAAUCGAUUCUAGUAUUGAGAACAAGUUAACGAARCCUGCCUUAUUAUUCGAGUAUUACUCUAGUUCAAACAAUCACUAGAAUCAACCGUGUUAUUUKGAUUGUUUUUUAGUUUAAGAGUAAAUGUUUAUAGCUUGUUUAUAGUUUCUUAGCAACRAAUAAACUAUGAAAUGCCGUA
Molecule: messenger RNA, 1772 nt
Organism: Actinia tenebrosa (Australian red waratah sea anemone)
Lineage: Eukaryota; Metazoa; Cnidaria; Anthozoa; Actiniaria; Actiniidae
Biological process (GO): proteolysis
Cellular component (GO): cytoplasm
Molecular function (GO): cysteine-type endopeptidase activity
Source: RefSeq, a predicted model, not a curated record